Monopterus albus (swamp eel) is the source of this 1184-nucleotide messenger RNA. It is a transcript of the gene alkbh1, whose product is annotated as alkB homolog 1, histone H2A dioxygenase. The coding region runs from base 27 to 1163 and encodes 378 amino acids. Gene Ontology annotation, molecular function: oxidative RNA demethylase activity; ferrous iron binding; broad specificity oxidative DNA demethylase activity. The transcript is spliced from 6 exons. Gene Ontology annotation, cellular component: cytoplasm; nucleus. NCBI's taxonomy places the organism in Eukaryota, Metazoa, Chordata, Actinopteri, Synbranchiformes, Synbranchidae. The record is from RefSeq and is a predicted model, not a curated record. Gene Ontology annotation, biological process: oxidative RNA demethylation.
ACUUAAGUUGAAAGGUUAUUUACGUCAUGGCUAAGAUGGCAGCCUCCAUGGUGCAGAGUGGAGAAGAUGCGUUUAGAAAAAUAUUCAAGUUUUACAAGAGAAGAAACCCUCCUCCGGAUUUCUGCGAUGUCAUUGACUUCUCUAGAGUUGUACCUAGUGACAAGGUGCUUCCACUUAAACUGGACCUUGCUGCAGUGAGUGAUGUGGAGGCUGCCAGGGUUGGAUUACAGCCUGUCAGAGACUGGAGAGCCUUCGGCCUAAAGGGCUACCCAGGAUUCAUCUUCAUUUCCAACCCUUUCCUGAGGGGCUCCCAACCAUUCUGGGUCAGACAAUGUCUGAAGGUCUAUCCUCAGAAGCCCAACGUUUGCAACCUGGACAUGCACAUGUCUCCCUCUGACACCCAGGACAUCUGGGGCAAGAGCGUACAUGGCCUCAGCUUUCCUCCUUCUGGAAACAGACAGCCAAAGACUCUACUGGAGAGGCUGCGCUGGGUCACUCUGGGAUAUCAUUACAACUGGGACACCAAGACUUACUCUGCCACCCACUGCACUCCUUUCCCAGCUGAUCUCCACAUGCUGUCCUUCCAAAUAUCAGCCGCCUGUGGGUUUCCAGGGUUCAAUGCAGAGGCUGGAAUCCUUAACUACUACCGAGCUGAUUCCUCUCUGGGAAUCCAUGUGGACGAAUCAGAACUAGAUCACAGCCGGCCACUGCUGUCAUUCAGUUUUGGCCAGUCGGCCAUCUUCCUCCUGGGAGGCACACACAGACAGGACCCCCCCACAGCUAUGUACAUGAACAGUGGCGACAUGAUGGUAAUGUCGGGACAGAGCCGCCUCCUUUACCAUGCUGUCCCACGCAUCGUCCCAGCACCACAGGGACAUACAACUUUAGAGAUGGAAGGCUGCAGCAUGGCUGCCUCCCUGCAAGCCAGCACAGUGGUGGAGUCAGUGUCAGAGGAAGACUGGGCGGUAUGCUCCAGAUACAUCCAGAGCUCCAGAGUGAAUGUGACUGUCCGACAGGUGCUGGCACCUUGGCAGAGCUUCCCAGAGACACCUUCUCCUCACCAAAGGACUGAUGCAGGACAGACUGUUGGGUACAGACAAGCAGAUGGUGAGAGUGGGAAGAGGAAGAGGAGUUGUAGCAGUGACUCUGACCACCUGGUGUAAAGCUCACAUAGCGAGAUGACA